Messenger RNA from Passer domesticus (house sparrow), 2885 nucleotides. Its product is annotated as solute carrier family 23 member 1-like. The transcript has 13 exons. NCBI's taxonomy places the organism in Eukaryota, Metazoa, Chordata, Aves, Passeriformes, Passeridae. Gene Ontology annotation, cellular component: membrane. Gene Ontology annotation, biological process: transmembrane transport. Gene Ontology annotation, molecular function: transmembrane transporter activity. The record is from RefSeq and is a predicted model, not a curated record. The coding region runs from base 161 to 2035 and encodes 624 amino acids.
UAGCUAGGACUGAGCGCUGCUUGGCUCCUGAAAUCCAGCUUCUGCAUCUUCUCACCCCGUUUCUUUGGGGCUGUUUGGGCUGAAAGGAGUGGGAAUUUGGGAGGCUUUCCUCUUCUGACUGGUUCUCUUUCAAGGCAGUCGGUGAAGGCAAGCAGAAGGCAUGACACCCUCUUCAGACAAAGAUAUCAACGGGCUAGGUAACCCCAGCUUUGCGGGUAAACAUGGGAGCCACUGCCAUUCCUCACCAGAUCGUGGUGCCUGGGGCCCAGAGGAGGGUGGAGGCUCUAGCCACAGCGGGACCAAGCUUGGCUACAGUGUCACAGAUGUGCCUCCCUGGUAUCUGUGCAUCCUGCUGGGCAUUCAGCACUUCUUGACAGCCAUAGGAGGUCUUGUAGCCGUUCCGCUGAUGCUCUCCAAAGGCCUUUGCCUCCAGCAUGACCUACUGACCCAGAGCCACCUGAUCAGCACCAUCAUCUUUGUCUCAGGAAUUUGCACCCUGCUGCAAGUCCUCUUUGGAGUAAGGCUGCCUAUUGUUCAAGGAGGGACUUUAACAUUCCUGACCCCCACCUUGGCAAUGCUGUCUCUCCCCAACUGGAAGUGCCCAGCCUGGACAAACAACGCCACCCUGGUGAAUGCCUCUUCACCAGAAUUCAUCCAAGUCUGGCAGACACGGAUGCGAGAGGUGCAAGGAACUAUCAUUGUAACUUCUUGUUUUCAAAUCUUCGUUGGAUUUUCUGGCCUGAUUGGAUUGCUGAUGAGGUUCAUCGGCCCCCUGACAAUUGCCCCCACUAUCACCUUGGUUGCACUACCUCUGUUUGAGUCGGCUGGAGAUAUGGCUGGGCAGCACUGGGGCAUAGCAUUCCUGACUAUUUUUUUCAUAGUUCUGUUCUCUCAGUACUUGAAACAUGUUGCUGUGCCACUGCCGUCUUACCAGAGAGGCAAGAAGUUCCACUCCUCUCCAAUCUACCUCUUCCAGAUCUUCCCGGUGCUGCUGGGGCUGUCCCUGAGCUGGCUGCUCUGCUACGUGCUGACAGUGACCAGCGUCCUCCCUGCGGCCCCCGCUGCCUACGGCCACCUGGCCCGGACAGACAGCCGUGGGGACGUUCUGUCACAGGCUCCCUGGUUUCGGCUGCCUUUCCCAGGCCAGUGGGGAACGCCAACAGUGAGCCUGGCCGGGGUCUUUGGCAUCCUAGCCGGGGUGAUUUCCUCCAUGCUGGAGUCCGUGGGAGAUUACUACGCCUGUGCCCGCCUGUGCGGGGCCCCGCCGCCGCCCAAGCACGCCAUCAGCCGCGGCAUCGGCAUGGAGGGCAUCGGCUGCCUCCUGGCCGGGGCCUGGGGCACGGGCAGCGGCACCACGUCCUACAGCGAGAAUGUGGGAGCCCUGGGCAUCACCAAGGUAGGGAGCCGAAUGGUGAUCAUUGCUGGUGCCUGUGCCAUGCUCCUGAGCGGCAUCUUCGGGAAGGUUGGGGCCAUCCUUGCCAGCAUUCCCAUCCCUGUGAUUGGAGGCAUGUUCCUUGUGAUGUUCGGAGUUAUCACGGCAGUGGGCAUUUCCAAUUUGCAGUAUACAGAUAUGAACUCCUCAAGAAACAUCUUUAUCUUUGGAUUUUCUCUAUUUGCUGGCCUCACAAUUCCCAACUGGGCAAGCAAAAAUAGUGCUUUACUGGAAACAGGAAUCAUCCAGCUUGACCAAGUGAUCCUGGUGCUUCUCACCACUGGCAUGUUUGUGGGUGGACUUCUGGGCUUUAUCCUGGAUAACACCAUUCCAGGAACACAGGAAGAGCGGGGGCUCCUGGCAUGGAAGCAAAGCCACAAGGGAGGGAUGGAGAGCUCUCAGCUUGUUUCCAAGGUCUAUGAUCUCCCAUUUGGCAUAGGCACCAGAUACUGCAAUGUCUCUUGGUUUCACUAUCUCCCUGCGUGCCCCAGAAAACCGUCUUGUGACAAGAGAAUGGAUGAACUGAAGGCUGCUGGGCAGAAAACCAGUGUCGAAGCAAGCUUAGAAAGAAACUCUCAUAUUGGUGCUGAUACAAGGAUAUAAGCACUUCACCAGCAAGAGAACUCAUCUCAGAAACAGAGGAAGGACCCAAUCCCUCCUCGGGGAACACCAAAGCCCAAGAAAUGCCUAGGAAAGAAGUUCUGUUUCCUUCUUGCACUGACCCUUGGGCACACUAAGGGGCAGCUGUUCAGCUCAAGCAGAAGGUUUCCUGUCCCCUGAUCUGGCAGCUGAAGAAGCUUCCCUGAUAUGGGCCUUGUAGCACUCUCAGGCAUCCCUUGGGCUGGGGUUAGUCCCCAGCACCUUAAAGCACCUUGUGUUGUAUACCUCAUCCUGGCCAAGGGGAAGGAGCAGGUGCCUCUAGGUCAUGAUUUAUCUCAUUCCAAAUUCCCAUAAUUUAGCCAGUCAAAUGAAUGUUGUUGUAAGAGAGGCAUCUAAAAUUAACGGGAUGGUUUGUCUUCUGAACCUGUCUCUUCUGCCUCAGACCACCAAGGGACUCUAGAGACCUUAGUUAGGUUCUUGACCUAACAGAAAAACCAGCUUCCUGAAAUGUAUCCCACCUUUGGAAUGCUGGGAGGAGUCUCAGGAGAACCAGUUUACUGUAGGGCACCCAACCCUACAAAGAUGAAGGAAUUCUCAUAAAAUAUAAUGGAGAAAACACUUCUGCUCACAAUCUUACACAUCCCUAUGCUGCUGCUGUGUCCUGUGUACCCUUGCUGUACCUGUUUGGUCUAGUGUGGUGAUUGUGUGGUGAUAAGCACUUCUCUAGAAAACAGGUGAGCAGGUUAUUGCUCCUAUUCCCUAUUAGCUUUAACCUGUAGGGCCACAUGCAAUGUGAUCACAUGUGCUCCUGUGGUUGCCGGUGCUGUGUAAUAAAAUUGUUGCUGUAGCAUAA